Callorhinus ursinus (northern fur seal) is the source of this 4739-nucleotide messenger RNA. RefSeq names its product monoacylglycerol O-acyltransferase 3 (gene MOGAT3). Gene Ontology annotation, molecular function: diacylglycerol O-acyltransferase activity. Gene Ontology annotation, cellular component: endoplasmic reticulum membrane. NCBI's taxonomy places the organism in Eukaryota, Metazoa, Chordata, Mammalia, Carnivora, Otariidae. The record is from RefSeq and is a predicted model, not a curated record. Gene Ontology annotation, biological process: triglyceride biosynthetic process.
CUCCGGAUCCACACACGCGCAACACACCCGCAGUCCCGGGAGAGCCCGAGGGGUUGGGCCCCUCCGGCAAGAAAGCCUUCCAUCCGCCAGCCAACCUUCUUCGUUUGGGCUCCGGGCCCUGGAGCCUCGCUGGCAGAGGGCAGCGACUGGGACAGGAGUCUCCACAGCCCCGCCGCGACCCCACCAUGGAAUCCGUGCAGAAACAGUGGCCAGAAGUAAUGAGCGCCUACCAAUACGUGCUCACUUUCCUCUUCAUGGGCCCUUUCUUCUCCCUUCUUGUCCUCUCCCUCCUCUUCACGUCAUUCUGGUCCGUCUCCGUUCUCUACUUGGUGUGGCUCCUCCUGGACUGGGACACGCCUAACCAAGGUGGAAGGCGCUUUGAGUGGACCAGGAACUGGGCCAUGUGGAAACACGCCAGGGAUUAUUAUCCUAUCAAGCUGGUGAAAACAGCCGAGCUGCCCCCUGACCGGAACUAUGUGCUGGGUGCCCACCCACACGGGAUCAUGUGCAUUGGAACCUUCUGCAAUUUCUCCACCGAGGCCAACAACUUCUCCAAGCAGUUCCCGGGGAUUCAGCUCUCAUCGGCAGUGCUGGCCUCCCUCUUCCACUUCCCAAUCUAUCGUGACUACAUCAUGUCCUUUGGAAUAUGUUCUGUGAACCGGUGGAGCCUGGACUUUGUUCUGUCACGGCGCCGGCUCGGGCAGGCUGUAAUCAUCAUGGUUGGGGGUGCCCAGGAGUCCCUGUAUGCCAUCCCAGGAAAGCACUGCCUCGUUCUCCGGAAUCGCAAAGGCUUCGUGCGCCUGGCACUGAGGCACGGGGCCUCCCUGGUACCUGUGUACUCCUUUGGCGAGAAUGAUGUCUUUAAUUUUAAGUUUUUUGCCACAAACUCCUGGCAGUAUAUGUGCCAGAUCACCUUCAAGAAAAUCAUGGGCUUUGUUCCUUGCAUCUUCUGGGGCCGCGGGCUCUUCUCGGCCAACUCCUGGGGCCUGGUGCCCUUCGCCAGGCCCAUCACCACUGUGGUGGGCCGCCCCAUCCCAGUGCCCCAGCGCCUGGACCCCACCGAGGAGGAGGUUGACCACUAUCACAUGCUCUAUAUGGAGGCUCUGGAGCAACUCUUCGAGGACCACAAGGAAAGCUGCGGUGUCCCAGCUUCUACUCACCUCACCUUUAUCUAGCCCUUGCCGUCCCCCCGCCCCCGACCCUGAGCCCCUCAGCCCAGGGCACUGAGACCCUCCUCCUACUGCUUCUCUGUACUGGUCCUUCUCUCCCACCACUACGUUGUAGAAUCGGAUGCCUGCGGAGCUCGCACCCUGGCUCUGGGGGUAAGGGGGCCCAGGCAUGAUCCACCUUCAUUCUCCUCUACUGCGAAGCUGCUGCUUUGGAUUGGGGAUCGGAAUUCCCCUCCCAGCAAGCCUUAAUUCUGCUGCAUGACCUUGCCUACGUAUCUUUCCUUUGCUGAGGCCUUUCUCCCUCUGUGAAUGAAGGCGUCUGCUUCCCGGAGAGCUGUAGGGCCUCGGGAUUGAGUUGGGGCGGGUGGCUCUAGGGAGAGGUUGGCUUUGCAGGGUGAGCUGGAAAAGAUAGGAUGGAUGGUGGAAUAGUCAGCCUGAGCAAAAGCUGAGCUUGGUUAAGGGUUCCUGGCCAUAUGGGAAGUGGAAUGAUCUCCGAUGGUAGAAAAGGUAGUGUUGGUCCAUAGCUUGCUACUGCACCCCUCUCCAUCCUUUAUGUUUCCUUGUGGCCAGGAGAUGAAUGAAGCAGGGACCUGUUUGACCAGCACAAAGCCCAGCUGCUAGCCCAGUGUUAGGUCAACAUUAACCCAGCCGCUCAGUGAGCACAGGACUCUUGUGAUGAUCAAAGAAUUAAGAUGUAAGGGGCUUAGAACGGAGAUUGGCAAAAUAUCAUCAUUCCUCAUCACAGACACGGCGUCAGUCCAAGGAGAGGGUAAGACCGGACAGUCUAAGGGUCCUCAUGUGGUCAUAGCAUUCCCUGACAACAUCAGUCCUGUUUGCUGACCAGCUUUGCGUCGGUAUCCAGGACUUCAGAAAAACUUGCUGAAAUGUAAUUGGAAUGCAACUGUAUUAGUCUCCCACUGUCCUAUAAAAUACAUUCAGUGGAAGAAUUUUUUUUUUUUUUUUGGUUUUGUUCCUGGAGGAAAAUCUGAGCAGCCCCGGGACUUAUCAGGGUCACAGGUGGUAAGUUCUUCAUUCACCUUAAGUUGUUACAUAGACAUGUAGCUUGAGUAGGAAUCCACACUUGGAUCUUCAUCCAAGGGUAGGAACCUUCCAUCUCCAGCAAGGGCAGCAAGCGGGAUACCUGCUUGACCAGAAGGGACAGCUGGGGAAGGUGGAGUACAAAGGGGAUGGAGUUGACCUCUUUCUUCCCCCACCUCUCCUUCCCCUUCUAGUCUCUGUUACUGAACCCUAGGGACUGGAGUAUGGGGCAGAGGAAGAGAAAGAGGAUCCCAAACAUUCUUGACAACACUGUCCUAAGCUUCAUGUUCUCUGGGCCUCCAGACCUUCCAAGCUGAUUCCUUUUCCUCAGGGGGGCUCUCCUGGAUUCUCCAGAGUAUUCUCUUUUAGAUUCCUCUGCCUCAUCAUCUGUCCCUGGUUUUCUGCCCAUGGCACUCGACAUAGGAUUUCUCCUUAGGAAGCCCAUUGCUUUUCUAGGCUGGGAAGUAGAGAGAGGGAUGGAAAAUAAACAGCUCCAGGUUGGAACACGCUUAGCUUGGAUACUAUUAGAACACAGGCUGGGCUCAAUGCAGCCACUUGUCCUUCCUUCUUUCCUGGAUGGGAACAUCCAGUCAGCUACCAUCUAGCCAUUAGACUUCUCUGGUGGACAUGUCCCCCAAACCCUGGGGCAUCCUAAACUCUUUGAGUCUUGCAACCUUUGUCACUGAUCCUGUGGAGGCAAGCCUUGCCCUCCACGGGUAAGGCUUGCAGAGCUCAGAAGUCCUUCCCCCACACCUCUCUCCUUUGUGUCCAAAUUCCAAUCUUUGUCCUGGGUCAGGGACUCAAGAGUAUCUUCUCAAUCAUUUACUUGGAAUAUGUGGUCUUGCUUGUUGCAUGUUGCCUGGUCUGGACACCUCUGGAAUGCAUUGCCUACUUGUUUGAACUUCGUGCCUCAGCCCAAACUUUCAGGAUAGUGUCACAUGUUUUUCUCUGGAUUCUUCCCCAGAGGGACAAAGGCACCAACUUCUAGUGAGAACCUACCCCCAAGAGCUGGUGGUGUGAGGAUUAGAUGGCUGUGGGCCUUCCUCCAAGAACCCCCCUGCCCUUCUCCCCUGUGAGUGGUAGAUGCCUAUCUCUGGGGAGGGGAGGUUGGGCUGGGUGGUAAGUGAGGAAUGGGGCCUUUGAGGACUGGGGGAGAGGGAGGAGGGGUCUUCACUCCCCAUCAUUCAUGUCUCCUGUCUGUAAUCCAAGGCCAAUAGUCAGGGGAUGGGAGGGAUUGGCCAGAGGCUGGAGAGAAACAGGAGAGGCCAAGAAGCGCAGUAAGGAGUGGGCUGGCCCUAGAGUAAAAAGGAGUAAAGUGCUCCCAGUGCUUGUGAAAACAACUGGGCAAGUUUCUCAAGAAAGUGGUCAUGUCUGAUCCCCAUGGAGAGAGGAAUUGAGAGGGAACAUUAUGCUUCAUGUGGAGACAUCUGAGUGAGAGGAGAGGUCACAACACAAACCAGAGAGAUACAGGAAGUUCCAGAUCAGGCUUCCGUCCCUGGGAGAGAGACUUGGCGCCCAUAUCCAUACGUACGUUUUGGGGGUGGGGUGCAGCAAGCAGAAUGCAUCAUCAGUCUGAGGGUUUGGCAAGACCAUGAGGGGCAGAGGGAGUUGGAAGUGACACCCCUGGGGCGCCUGGGUGGCUCAGGUCAUGAUCCCGGGGUCCUGGGAUCGAGCCCCACCUGGGGCUCCCUGCUCAGCGGGGAGUCUGCUUCUCCCUCUGCCUCUGCCCCUCCUCCUGCUUGUGCUCUCUCUCUCUCUCUCUCUCAAAUAAAUAAAAUCUUAAAAAAAAGAAAGAAAAUGACACCCCUGGACAAUGACAAGUGUCCCCUGCUGGAUUGAGAUACCAGGUGAGACGCUCAGAAUGGCCUUUUGCACAUCAGUCCCCUGUUUCCCAGAAGCCGCUAUCAUAUGGGAUUGCUCCUCAGCAAUCAGAGAGGUCUUGCCCCUUCUCUCCCAUCCCCCCCCUUCUCCUGCUGUCAAGAUGCUCUUUGUAAAACACUGCUUUCUUCAUGUAAUUCUCCCUGCUGGAUCCUCACUGUCGCUGGAUUCUCAUUGCUAGAAGGUGAGAAAUCCUCAGCCCAGCAUUCGAGGUAGCCUUCAAACAGAGCCCAGCCCGGCUUCCCAGCCGUCCCUGACUCGGCCCUCCUUCCUAAGUGGAGAAUGGAUGGAACCCCUACCAAGGAGUCACAGCUCAGCUCCCAGGGUUCAGCCCUCACUAUGUGCGGACCUUCAGGUUCACUCACUGCCUCUAAUCUUCCCAUCUACACCACAGUGUCCCCGCUGAGCUCGAAAUGAGGUAUGCACGGAAAGGCUUAGCGUGGCACCUGGCAGGGUGCUCAGCAAAUAUUAGUUAUUGUCACUCUUACUUCGCCCACCUCUUUCCACACAAUCUUUUCCUAGCCAUGGCCACAUCCCAAGCCUUACACUAUGGGAUCCGCAUUAUGUACACCAUCACAUUAUGUGGACUGGUGUUCUGUUACCCCAAACAUAUGGCUCAUCCACGAUCUUUUAUCUCAUAUUAUUAAAUGCGGA